Molecule: messenger RNA, 2025 nt
Organism: Sparassis crispa
Lineage: Eukaryota; Fungi; Basidiomycota; Agaricomycetes; Polyporales; Sparassidaceae
Product: tyrosine recombinase
Exons: 1
Coding region: 1-2025 (674 amino acids)
Source: RefSeq, a predicted model, not a curated record
AUGCGAUCACAAGAGAUCGGACCCGUCUCGAAGUGGGUGGAUGAUCAUGUCUUCCUUCGCAUCCUCCGCAAAUUCCUCUCUGAGUAUAAUCAGAAGCGAGCCGCAUGGCGAGAGAGCAUCGAAGCACUUGGCGGUCGACACCACACUGGCGGGCAGCACUGGUUUGGGGGCGGCCUACUAUCUGACGGGCGCACUGACGAGUUUGAUGAUGACAUGGCUUGGCCUCUGCUCGAUCUUUCCCAACAGUCAUCAUGCCCACCAAAGGAUGCGAAGUUCACAUACUACAUUGCCGACAUUGACACCAUCUCCACACGCCUCAGCAUCCCAUGGAAACUCGAGAAAGACAUUCCUUUCAGCUCCUGUUUUCCUUUCACAGGCUUCAUAUGGGACCUCGAAGCACGUACAGUGGCUAUACCUCUAGCGAAAGCAGCCAAGUAUCUGGCAGCCAUCGAGGAGUGGUCACUUUUGCGCACGCACACCCUACAAGAGGUACAGAAGCUCCACGGGAAACUGCUGCAUGCCUCUUUGGUGGUCCCAGCAGGCUGCGCUUACCUCACCAACUUGGAAGCCAUGCUUGGCAUCUUCAGUGACAGUCCUUUCAAGCCUCAUACCCCCCCCCCUCAGGAACUCCCGGAGAUCUCGUAUGGUGGACAGGUACGUUAUCCAAACCCAUCAUCUCACGGCCCAUCCCAGGGCCUUGCAUACUGGCUGACAUUGGUGCCUUCUCCGAUGCAAGCUCAGAUAUUGGCAUCAGCAUCAUCAUUGGGGGCCACUGGCAUGCAUGGCGUCUCCUCCCAGGUUGAAACAAAGACCGGCGAGAUAUCGGAUGGGCUGAAGCUGUCAGUUUUGAAUUCCUCAUACGCAUCCUCCUUUGCUUCCCCUCUGCCCACCAUCACCUCAAGGUCUAUGGAGACAACAAGGAAGUCAUCGAAGGCUGGUGGAAUGGCCGUAGCCGCAAUGCACAAAUCAAUGCCAUCUUCCGUCGUCUCUAUACCUUUCUCGAGCCCACCGGCUGUUCGAUCUACACUCAGUACAUCACAAGUGCAGCCAAUCCUGCUGAUAAACCAUCACGUGGAAGCUACCCUCCAACCCGAUAUCUCCUUCCCCCCAUCCCGAUACCUACCGAGCUCCACCCCUUCAUCAUUGACUUCGAUGCACCCGCAACUAGUGCUGAACUUCACCUUCACUGACAAGAACAGUACCCUCGCCCUGCUGCCAAGACUAACAUCGACUGCACAGCAGUGGAGCAGGCUGCAAUCAACUUUGAGCGAGAUCGGCAGACCGAUGAACUCCUCUGGAGGGACUCGUACUGGGAUGACUAAGCAUCACAUGGAUGUUCCUCUACCCCCUCGCGAUGAAAACCUUUCAGACCCACAGCCCUACAGAACAGGUCUCAUUCCCAGACCAUCUCCGCUGUGCCCACACUGCUUAGCACGUCACCGUCUGCUUCUCUGGCGCCCCCCAUCAUCCCGUCGUCCAAUCGACCAUAAUGGCAUGCCCGUCUCACUCAGCAAUGCAGACGUUCAGCGGAUACAAGACGUUGCUGCAUUUGCAUGGUCUGACAACACCACAGAGAACUAUGGAGCAGGUCUGCUCGUUUUCCAUGUUGCAUGUGAUGUGAAACUCAUCCCGGAGGAACAACGUGCACCAGCAAGCUCAAUUCUCAUGUCUUCUUUCAUCACAACACUGGCUGGUGCAUAUUCUGGCAAGACCAUUGCUGGUUAUUUCUAUGGUGUGCGUGCCUGGCAUAUCCUUCAUGGACUUCCCUGGCUCAUGAAUAAAGCCGAGACCGACAUCCUCCUGAAGUCUGCAGACGUGCUAACUCCUAGUACUUCAAAGUGCACCUCACGCCAGCCUCUUAUGACUGAGCAACUCCUUCACCUGCAUGGUCAGUUCAAGCUCAGUGACCCUUUCGACACCGCAGUCUGGGCUUGUCUCACAACAGCCUUUUACGCAGUUGCGAGAAUUGGUGAGGUCACUGUCCCCAAGCUCACAGCUUUUGACGGUGCCCGCCAUGUCAAGUGA